GAGAGAGAGAGAGAGAGAGAGCGAGCGAGAGAGAGAGAGAGAGAGAGAGAGAGAGAGGGAGACAGAUAGAGAGAGCGAGAGAGAGAGAGAAGUGUCAGGCGAACUGUUGGAAACUACUCGACCGACUGACUGAGAGACUCCGGCUGAAGGUUGUUCACGUCGAUGCGGCCGCUUUCCUCUCCCGUUGUGUGAGAACGGACAGCGCGCGACCCCGUCGCUCCACAGAGGUUUGUGGUGCUCCUCGUUCGAAUUUCCUGCCGUUACAUGGUAACACGGAGCUGAAGGCAAGAGGGCGUUGAAGAUGGCAGUGUGGAUCCAGGCCCAGCAGCUCCAGGGAGAUGCUCUGCACCAGAUGCAGUCCCUAUACGGUCAGCAUUUCCCCAUUGAGGUGCGACAUUAUCUGUCCCAGUGGAUAGAGGGCCAGCUCUGGGAUGCCAUAGACCUAGAGAACCCACAGGAGGAGUUCAAGGCCAAACGGCUGCUGGACAGUCUGAUCCAGGAGCUGCAGAACAAGGCAGAGCACCAGGUGGGAGAGGACGGUUUUCUACUGAAAAUCAAACUGGGACACUAUGCCAGCCAGCUCAAGAGCACGUAUGACCGCUGUCCGCUGGAGCUGGUCCGAUGCAUCAAACACAUCCUCUACACGGAGCAGAGGCUCGUCCGAGAAGCCACCAAUUCGAGCUCUCCAGUGGGAGGGAUGAUGGACAGCAUGUCUCAGAAAUACCAACAGAUCAACCAAGCUUUUGAGGAGCUUCGCCUGCUGACCCAGGACACGGAGAAUGAUCUGCGCAAGCUCCAGCACAACCAGGAGUACUUCAUCAUCCAGUACCAGGAGAGCCUCCGCAUCCAGGCUCAGCUGACCAGCCUGUCUGCGCUGCCCCCUGCUGACCGACAGCUACGGGAGCCCGCCCUUCUCAACAAGAGAGCCACUGUGGAGGCAUGGCUGACCAGAGAGGCCAACACACUACAGAAAUACAGACUGGACUUGGCAGAGAAGCACCAGAAAACACUGCAGGUGUUGAGGAAGCAGCAGACCAUUAUUCUGGAUGACGAGCUGAUCCAGUGGAAGAGACGGCAGCAGCUGGCAGGCAACGGGGGCCCGCCGGAGGGAGGCCUGGACAUCCUGCAGUCCUGGUGUGAGAAGCUCGCAGAAACUAUCUGGCAAAACAGGCAGCAGAUUCGGAGGGCAGAGCACCUCAGACAACAGCUGCCCAUCCCCGGACCCAUUGAAGAGCUCCUCAACGAACUCGGCAGUACUAUCACAGAUAUCAUCUCAGCAUUGGUCACCAGCACCUUCAUCAUUGAGAAACAGCCGCCACAGGUGCUAAAAACCCAAACCAAGUUUGCCGCCACGGUGCGCCUCCUAGUGGGUGGGAAAUUGAACGUGCACAUGAACCCUCCGCAGGUGAAAGCCACCAUCAUUAGUGAACAGCAAGCCAAGGCCCUGCUGAAGAACGAGAGCACAAGGAAUGAUAGCAGUGGAGAAAUUCUCAACAAUAACUGCGUGAUGGAGUUCCACCAGACUACAGGCACUCUCAGCGCCCACUUCAGGAACAUGUCGUUGAAGAGGAUCAAGCGAUCGGACAGGCGAGGAGCGGAAUCUGUCACAGAGGAGAAGUUCACCAUUCUGUUCGAGUCGCAGUUUAGCGUCGGAGGCAACGAGCUUGUCUUUCAAGUGAAGACGUUAUCCCUUCCUGUAGUAGUGAUAGUUCACGGUAGCCAAGACAAUAACGCCACGGCAACUGUGUUGUGGGACAACGCUUUUGCCGAGCCGGGACGGGUGCCUUUCCUCGUGCCAGACAAGGUGCUUUGGCCUCAGUUGUGUGAUGCCAUCAACAUGAAGUACAAGGCUGAGGUGCAGAGUAACCGAGGCCUGUCGGAGGAGAACCUGGUCUUCCUGGCUCAAAAGGCCUUCAGCAGCUCCAGCAACAACCCUGAAGACUACCGCAACAUGACCAUGACUUGGUCACAGUUUAACAGGGAAAGCUUGCCAGGGAGGAACUUCACAUUCUGGCAGUGGUUUGAUGGCGUGAUGGAACUCACAAAAAAGCAUCUCAAACCACACUGGAAUGACGGAGCCAUACUGGGCUUUGUGAACAAACAGCAGGCUCAGGACAUGCUGAUGUCCAAACCCAACGGUACUUUCCUUCUGCGCUUUAGUGACUCUGAGAUCGGAGGAAUUACAAUUGCCUGGGUGGCAGAAAAUCCUAACAAAGCAGGUGAGAGGAUGGUCUGGAACCUCAUGCCCUACACAACCAAAGACUUCUCUAUUCGCUCUCUGGCUGACCGCAUCAGCGAUCUCAAUCACCUCCUGUUCCUCUACCCCGACAGACCCAAGGAUGAGGUUUUCUCCAAAUAUUACACCCCACCCCUGUCCAAAGCAGUGGACGGUUACGUGAAGCCGCAAAUCAAACAAGUGGUGCCCGAGUUUACUACAGCCAAUCCAGACUCAGCAAGUGGAAAUCCAACCUAUAUGGAUCACGGCGCCUCCCCAGCACCUGUCAGUCACCCUCACACCUACGGCAUAUUCCCACCUAUGAGUGACUCUAUGUUGGACGCGGACGGAGACUUCGAUCUGGACGACACCAUGGACGUGGCGAGGCAUGUAGAGGAGCUCCUUCGGCGGCCUGUAGAGAGCCAGUGGGGCGGCCAACAGUCCUGACCCUUGACCUUUUAACCCGUGACAACACCAAACAAACCCUGCUUCCCAACUUGCCCCAACCGCAUUGACAUUUCUCAUGGUUUAAUUCCAUUAAUUUCUCUCUUUUUCUUCUGAUAGCUAUAAUGUGAAAUGUUAAUAAUGGUUGUGAUUUUUAUUUUGUUCUUCUGUUCAGCAUGAGAGCAUGCAUGUCGGUGACUUCUCUUUUUAUUUGUGUCCAUAAGUGUUUGUAAAACAGACUAGGUAUAAAGCAAAAGCUGCAAUGUUACAUUAUAGUGAAAAAAAGAAAAGGAAAGGAAAUGUCCAUUCACAUCGCGCGUGAAUUUUCCACUGGAUUUUCAAAAGAUUCAAAAGAGAAUAUGCUUUUUAACAGUUGCCUGUUUCUUUCUUUGACACAUGUUCUGCUUUGUAAAUGGGUUAUUAGUAUUUUGAGUGACGUUGACCUUUGACAAAGAAAAGAAACGUUCAUGAAGAGUUUUGCUUUUGCUGUUAAUAACAUAAUCGGAGUCAUUGCUCUGCAGUCAGUUGUUUUCAAUCCAUAUACACUUACCUAAAAAGGCAGAGUGACUCUUUGCUCUCUGCAACUGACAACGCGUGCAUCAGCGCACGGUACACGCGCUGAAGUGGACGAUGUAUUUGUUCCUGAUUGGUUCACCAGCUUGAAACCCGGGAGGGGGAGGGGCGGUUCGUCCACGCCCUUCCCCUCGCGCGCUCACCACGUGUUCUGUUUGGUAACGCACACAUGCAACACGUCGGCAUUUCCCCGACGCUGCCAUGCUCGUCCCCCCGUCGUCGAUGCUACCUCUCAUUAUCCUGCUGACGGUCGUCUCUCGUUGUUGCCGCACCACGUACCUUCGGUCCUCGUGCUUCGUGUUACAUAAUGUCGUCAAACUCUGUUUGACACACCUCUGUGACAAUCACGCCGCUGUGACGUCACGACCGCAGCUGAAGUUGCGGUGCACGCAGGAGAUCGAUCCGUGCGCUCGUGCGUACGUAGGCUUUUUUUGCAGCGUCCGUCCCCUUUAAAGAUAUCGAAUUUAUUGGUCGACUAGAAAAGAUUGAGACUAUUUCCCCCUCUUCUCUCUCACGCACGCGCGCGCGCGCACACAUGAUGCUGAAUAGAGAAAGUGUCAACAGCCUUGCACCUCAGGAAUGAAUCUAUUCGCUUAUGUACAAGUCAAAUAGAAAAUGAUCAAUGUCGACAGAAUAUAUGAAUUUAUUUUCUCUAUCAUAAUUCUAUCUAUUAUUGUUUCCCUGGCACUCCCCCUUAUUGAAUGCAAACCGAGCCCGUUGAGGAUGUUUCUACAAAUGCCUCCUCAGUCAGAAGUCUUGUAUCACCAGAAGUACCAGUUGAAAAGGGACACCAAGCAACUGGAGAUCAGAGAUGAAGAUGCAUGUAUGAUGUACUUUUGUCUUUGUCGGACAGACAUUAAUAUUUAAGAUAUUCCCUCGUCAUUUUCUCCUUCAAACAUUUUUUUUUUUUUUGUACUUCCGUUAAUUUUUAAAUCCCAGGCUAGAUGAGCUGUUUUGUGAUAAAUCCUUCAUGACCGGUCUCCUCGUCAUUUUCUCAUCAAAGCUUUGUUCCACAGUAGACUGUUGUUUUUGUUUUUAUUUUGAUGAUGAUGAUGAUGAUGAUGAUGAUGAUGAUGGCGCUGUGUGCUGUUCGAUGUAUGUACCAUGUUUGUGGUUUGGGUUUUAUCACUUGGAGGUUUUCCAAGAGAAACAGCUGUUGAGUGGAAAAGAAGAAAAUAAAGUUUUAUAAAUAAUUUUAACUACUAUGUAAUUUAUAGCAGCAUUUCAACAUUUUCACAUAAUUUUAAGAUUUUGAUGUCACUACAAAAUAAAUGCUAUUUCUUUGUUGUCA
This is a messenger RNA of Cyclopterus lumpus (lumpfish), 4523 nucleotides long. It is a transcript of the gene stat5a, whose product is annotated as signal transducer and activator of transcription 5a. NCBI's taxonomy places the organism in Eukaryota, Metazoa, Chordata, Actinopteri, Perciformes, Cyclopteridae. Gene Ontology annotation, biological process: response to peptide hormone; regulation of cell population proliferation; defense response. Bases 302 to 2662 code for a protein of 786 amino acids. Gene Ontology annotation, molecular function: RNA polymerase II cis-regulatory region sequence-specific DNA binding; DNA-binding transcription factor activity, RNA polymerase II-specific. The transcript is spliced from 20 exons. The record is from RefSeq and is a predicted model, not a curated record.